GGAGACUGCAGUCUGAAACUGGCCAAGGAAAGGCAAACUGAUCACACGACUCUUCUGGCAGCUCCAAAUGAGGAUGGAGAUAGCGGCAACUGCCAGUAACCAGAACUGAUCACUUCUACAGCAUUCUUGGUGUAUCCAGUGAAAUUCUACACAUCCAGCAGGAUCCAACAUACAACAACUUUUCUUCUAAUGGGUCACUGUGGGACAAAAGUACUGAGAGAGACAGCAAUGGAUGGAAUACAACCCCAGCCGACUUGUGCUGGGAGCCCUCAGGGUGUUACCAAAAAUAUCAAGAUGGAAGUAAAGUGGACACAGCUGGGAAUGGUGUUCUUCCUUUUUCUUUCCAUUGUCAUGACUGGGUGCUUUCUUUGGCAAUACAGGCUCCCUAAAAUAGAAAGUGGCACAACAUCAGAGAGUGAAAAUAAUAAGGAGCCAAUGUGUCCAAGAUAUCCAGAGCCAGCACCACUGGAACACCCCAUCCCUUUCCUCAAGGAGGCAUUGGAAAAGGUAGAUAAUCUGUUGCGGCACACCAUUCAUGCCACCAGCCUGCCAUCAUUGUCGGCAAUAGUAGUUUACAAUGACACCGUCCUGUGGACUGGCAACUUUGGGAAGAGGAAUGGGUCAGACCCGCUGUCACCUCCUCCAAAUGAGUACACCAUCUACAGGAUUGCAAGUCUGUCCAAGAUCUUCCCAACUCUGAUGCUGUAUCGGUUAUGGGAAGAAGGCAAAGUGACAUCUUUAGACGACCCUCUAGAGAAGUAUGUGGAGAACUUCACUAUCAAGAAUCCUCUGGGGAAGGCCAAAGACUCAGAGCACAAAUACAUUACAGAUGGCCUCAUCUUCCUAGACAGUGCAGAAAUGCCAGUGUGAUCCUCUUCUGUCACAUUACGUCGAAUGGCAAGUCAGCUCUCAGGUUUUCCCAGACGACUGAGAGCGACCAAUUUGCUUUGGAAAGGCAAGACCCAAAUUGCCAUCAACUUACUGCAAGAUGAUGUUUUAGUCGCUGAUCCUGGCACCAGAUGCCAUUACAGCAAUCUGGCAUUUUCCCUGUUAGCGCAUGUUUUGGCUGAGAAGGUGUCAAACUCCAACUACCAGCGAUGGGUGUCAGAAAACAUUCUGGAUCGCUUAGGAAUGGAAGAUACAGGAUUUGACAUAACUUCAGCUGUUCGGGCCCAAAUGGCUAUUGGUUUCUACAGCAAUGGACAGCCUGCCCCACUGUAUGACUUAGGCUGGUAUCGACCCUCUGGACAGAUGUAUUCCACAGCAGCUGACCUGGCCAAGCUGGCAAUGAUCUUUUUAGGGUCUUACCACCGGCGCUUUCUUGAGCCCGAUACAGUGAAAAUCAUGCUAACUCCUGUUUUCCGCUGCUCCAAAGAUUAUUUUGCCAAUAGGACUGGCACCCCCUGGGAGAUCAAUGACCAGUUAAACUAUGAGGUGAUCCGCAAAGAUGGUGACCUGGAUGGUUACUCAGCCACCUUCUCUCUUAUCCCUCGUCUUAAACUUGGCUUCAUUGUUCUGAUGUCUGGAUCGCGACCUCAGAAUGAGGAUGUGGUAAUGAAGGCUUACAGCUACCUUAUCCCAGCCAUGGAAGCUGCUUUUCGUGAGGCAAAUCGCAUCCUUUCUCCUCCUCCCAAUUCAAACCCAUAUACAGGAUACUACACUUAUGGCAACAUAACUUUCUAUGAGAUCAAAUCGGGUGCUGAUGGUGUUCUCAUCAUGCAGCAGUUUGGCCCACAUAUUGAGGACCUGAUCCCUGAGAGGUACAGGACUAUUAGGCUCAACUACUUAGCAGACAGGGUCUUCCAAGUGGUAUUUGAGAAAGAGUACCCCUGUGUGUUACGUGUCAGCACGGCCUCUGUCUCACUGGAGGCUCAGGAUGGGCAGCUGUUCAACUUUUAUCCUUUUGAUAAGAAGGGAUUGUCUCCUGGCUUUGAUGCUCCAGGACUCAACACAUACAACGUGGUCAGGAUUCCUCGCCGACCAACCUUUAAGACCUGA
Erpetoichthys calabaricus (reedfish) is the source of this 1998-nucleotide messenger RNA. RefSeq names its product lactamase, beta-like 1b (gene lactbl1b). The record is from RefSeq and is a predicted model, not a curated record. Lineage: Eukaryota; Metazoa; Chordata; Cladistia; Polypteriformes; Polypteridae. The transcript has 9 exons.